CGUGACACAACCAGGAAGUGUGAGAAAGGCUAGACCGUCUGAAUCCAGCAAGCUGAGGCGCGGCUGGAGCAGGAGCCUCCGAACAUCUGGCCUCCGUAGACCGGCAGGAUGAAAGCAAUCAAGGUGGCGGUGGUGGGAGCGGGCGUGGUGGGCUUGUCCACCGCCGUCUGCGUUGCAGAGGCCCUUCCCGUCUGCUCCGUGACGCUCCUGGCCGACAAGUUCAGCCCGGACACCACCAGUGACGUCGCCGCCGGGAUCGUUCUGGGCGAAGAGUAUCCAGACAUUCCCUGGGAAAGACAAAGACGCUGGUUCCAGGACAGCUUUGAGCACCUGCUGGCCAUCGCCCAGUCUCCUCACUCGCUGGAGGCCGGGAUCAUCUUCAGCUCAGGAUAUCAAAUCUUCAAGGAACCUCCAUCCAACAAGACGCCAUACUGGUCGGACAUCGUGUUUGGCUUCCGAUUCCUGAGCGAGAGCGAGCUGAAACGCUUCCCGCACCACAAGUUUGGCCAGGCUUUCACCACCAUCAAGUGUGAAUGCUCCAGCUACCUGCCAUGGCUCCUCAAGAGGUUCCAGAAAGCCGGGGGUCACGUGGAGCAGAAGAAAGUCGGCCGCCUCCAAGAGCUGGGCCUCCGCUACGACGUCAUCGUCAACUGCUCAGGUCUGGGCUCCAGAGACGUGGCUGGCGACAGCCAGGUGUACCCCGUUCGGGGGCAGGUCCUGAGGGCGGAGGCGCCCUGGCUGCAGCACUUCAUCCGAGACGGUGACGGAAAGACGUACCUGUACCCCGGCAUCCGCUACGUCACGCUGGGCGGCACCAGGCAGGUGAGGGACGAGCGCCUGCAGGUGGACCAGCGAGACAGCGAGUCCAUCCUGGAGCGCUGCACGCUCCUGGAACCGUCGCUCCGUGAAGCCCGGCCGGUGGGCGAGUGGGUGGGGCUGAGGCCCGGCCGGUGGAACCCGCGGGUGGAGAGGGAGGAGCUGGAGGUGAACGGCGGCGGCCGCGUGCACGUGGUCCACAACUACGGCCACGGAGGAUGGGGGGUCAGCAUGGCCUGGGGCACGGCUGUGGACGCCAUGAGGCUGGUGGGGAAGUGUCUUCAGGAGUUGUCUUUACCUGCCAAACUGUGACUGCAGUACCGCACUUGAUACUACUACAACUUGAUACUACUAAAGUUAAAUAAGAAAACAUGUUUUUUCUCUGCUGCCCCCCCCCAGUGUUUGAAGUGUCUUCUUGUAAAUUUUUCCCAUAAUAUUUGGACUUUAUUCUCAUAACUGACAACCUCAUUUUCCCCCAAAAU
This is a messenger RNA of Doryrhamphus excisus (bluestripe pipefish), 1298 nucleotides long. It is a transcript of the gene ddo, whose product is annotated as D-aspartate oxidase. Gene Ontology annotation, molecular function: D-aspartate oxidase activity; FAD binding. Gene Ontology annotation, biological process: L-aspartate catabolic process; D-amino acid catabolic process. The record is from RefSeq and is a predicted model, not a curated record. Gene Ontology annotation, cellular component: cytoplasm. NCBI's taxonomy places the organism in Eukaryota, Metazoa, Chordata, Actinopteri, Syngnathiformes, Syngnathidae.